Messenger RNA from Arabidopsis thaliana (thale cress), 1232 nucleotides. Its product is annotated as ribosomal RNA small subunit methyltransferase G. The transcript is spliced from 10 exons. NCBI's taxonomy places the organism in Eukaryota, Viridiplantae, Streptophyta, Magnoliopsida, Brassicales, Brassicaceae. The record is from RefSeq and is marked reviewed. Bases 87 to 893 code for a protein of 268 amino acids.
GAAGAGUAAGAGUAAAAAACAAAACCUUCGUCUCUAACAAAUGUGUGGCAGCUGAUUGAAACUAGUAGUGGUGAAGGAGAAGGAGAAUGGGAGAUCUCUACGCUUUGGACUUCGAUGGAGUUCUCUGUGAUAGUUGUGGAGAAAGCUCUCUAUCUGCUGUUAAGGCAGCCAAAGUGAGAUGGCCUGAUUUGUUCGAAGGAGUUGAUUCCGCUUUAGAGGAAUGGAUCGUCGAUCAAAUGCAUAUUGUGAGACCUGUGGUUGAAACUGGCUAUGAAAAUCUUCUACUUGUGCGGCUGUUAUUGGAGACCAAGAUACCGUCUAUUCGAAAAUCUUCAGUUGCAGAGGGGUUGACGGUUGAUGGGAUACUGGAGAGCUGGGCAAAGUUUAAGCCCGUGAUCAUGGAAGCUUGGGAUGAAGAUAGAGAUGCUUUGGUAGAUUUGUUUGGAAAAGUUAGAGAUGAUUGGAUUAACAAGGACUUGACAACUUGGAUUGGUGCCAAUAGAUUCUACCCAGGAGUUUCAGAUGCACUGAAAUUUGCCAGCUCAAAGAUUUAUAUCGUUACCACGAAACAGGGCCGCUUUGCAGAAGCGUUACUGCGUGAAAUAGCAGGUGUAAUCAUACCAUCAGAAAGGAUUUAUGGUUUGGGUUCAGGGCCAAAGGUGGAAGUUCUAAAGCUACUUCAAGAUAAACCAGAACAUCAGGGCUUGACGCUGCAUUUCGUGGAAGACAGACUCGCAACGCUGAAAAAUGUCAUAAAAGAGCCUGAAUUAGACAAAUGGAGUUUAUACCUAGGAACCUGGGGAUACAACACUGAGAAAGAGAGAGCUGAAGCAGCAGGCAUUCCCAGGAUUCAGGUUAUUGAGCUCUCCACGUUUAGCAAUAAGCUUAAAUGAGUGCAUAUACUCAUUGGAAAAGAAACAAAGCUUUCCUCUUUAUUGUAUUCUACGGCAUUCAACGGAAACUAAAAACCAAACAUGUUUAGCUUGAAAUUUGUCAAAGACAUCUUCAAAUGGAGGAUCUCCAGGUCUUCUAAACUCUUGCUUCCCUAUCUUGACCUCGUAAGCUUCUUCUUGGCUCAGCACGAAUUCCCUUAGCUAAUUGAAAGAUAUGAUUGUGAUGUUAGAUUUUGACUAAUCCACUAAACAAAGUUUUCAGCAUUGUGUGUUUUCUGUGGCUUUUACCUCAGUCACAAGCUUCCCAUUUUGCAUAUUGAACAUCACUGUGCUUCGAUC